Stegodyphus dumicola is the source of this 2013-nucleotide messenger RNA. RefSeq lists its product as uncharacterized. The record is from RefSeq and is a predicted model, not a curated record. Lineage: Eukaryota; Metazoa; Arthropoda; Arachnida; Araneae; Eresidae.
GAAGCUAUUGAAACUUGUUUCCAAUGUGUUGAUGAUUACAUCUUGCCUCAGAAUGUUACCAGAGAUGAUGUAAGAGCAAUGAGAAAAUCAUGCCUUCCAAAACCAAGCUUGAAAUUCAAAGCCAAGAGGAAAUGCAUUAAGAAAUUUAGAAACAAGGGUGAAAUUGAAGCUUGCCAAGCCUGUAUCCAAUCAUACAGUUUACCAGAAAAACCAUCAUGUGAAGAGGUUAACGAAAUGAAAAGGCAGUGUAUAACAGAAAGAUCUGGUAGAGAACUCUGGACAGAGCCGAUAUUGCAAGAUGAAGAAGAAGAAGAAUUCAUUUAAUAAACACACUACAGCCUUUUUUUAGGGGGGUGCUGUUGCAUUUAGUUUAUUAAUUUUAGUAUUUGAUUUUCUUCUUUCUCUGCUUUAACUGCUGUGCAGUUUGUAGUGUUUUAUGUAACUAUGUGUAGUUUAUAUAAAAAAAUUAUGGUGUUAUUCAAAAUGUUAAAAUAAUUUCAGGUCAUUCCUGCUGUAUUUGCUGCUUUGUUUAGUUUGAUAGAAAUAUCAUAGGGUUAACAAAUACUAUGAUAUUUCUAAAUAUCAAACUAUUUUCAUAUAUGUGUGGUGCAUAUAUUUCAAGUUUGAUGUUUAUAAACUAUUAUGUGUGAACUGUCUAUUUAUUAUUUUUAAAUUAUAGAAUUUUACUUGAAAAUUUUCUGUACUUUAAUAGUUUUGAGUAUUAAUGAGUGACAUAUAAUUAGUUUUAACUCAUUCUUUUAAAGCUUAACAAGGUUCCAUGCAUUGCUCAAUGUUUUAAUAUUUUUAGUGUCUGUAUAUUUACUUUUAAAGGAUUAUUAAUUCAAACUGUAGUAUUUGUUUUAAUCCUAAUAAAACUGAAAUUUAAUCAGUAUUUAAUGCCUUCUUUAUAAACUUUGUAUUAUGUUUUGCUUAUUUAUAAUUUAAAAAAGGCACAUACUUUUUCAUAAAUUAAUAUUUAUUGUUUAAGAUGUUCUUUCGCUAAAAAUGUCUUGAUCUUUCGAUGGUCCUUCAUUUUAAUGUGAACUACAUAAAUCAUCACUUAAGUAUUUUUAAUUAUAUAAAAUCUUAUUAAAUAAUAUGUAUACCGUAUUAACUCACAUAUUUCUCCCACUCACGUAAUUCCCUCCCUCUCUAGGGUUUUCAGAAUAUGAUUUUAAAAACUUCUUAUUUAGGGUAACAAUGUAAAAUGAAUGUGCAAGCAGAAAAGUGCUGUGUAUAAGUCAAAUGAAAAUAUGCUAUGGUUAUCAAUUAAGCUGUUGUUUUCAGAAAUAGUAUACACUGUAUUUUCCCCCUCCCAGUUUCUAAGCUGUAAAAUUAGGAGAAAAAAGGAGAAAAUGCACAAGUAAAUAUGAAAGUAAUUAUUUUAUUCCUCUCCUCUUAUUAUUAAUGGAAGUAGUGUGAUUAAUGAUUUUUGACAAAAGCACUUCAUUGUAAUGUAAUUACUUUUGGUUUUAACUCUAUAAGCUCCCUUUUAUUUAGUUCCUUGGUUUUAUUUUGCCAAAAAUCAUGUAAUUAAAAUAUAUUUUAACCAGUAAAUUUGGUUCUAUAAAGUUAAAGUAUCCCGUAAGCAUGACACAUUCCACCCCCCCCCAAAAAAGUACUUCUGCAUUUUUUUACAUUUGAUUUAAAUAGUCACAGAAUUGACAAAUGAUUUUUAAUGAAGCGUGUAGUGUCAUAACAUUUAUCUACUUAAAUAUUAUAAUUUUCAAUCAUUCUUUAAAUUAUUUCUUUUCCUCUACCAUUAGGAAUGCUUCACUAUGAAAAUCAGUUAACAGCCUCACUAAAAGUUUUUGACAUAUGCCUGUUUUAUGCAAUUAAAAUUUUAUAUGUAUAAUGUCCUACAAAUGACUGCAUAUGAUAAAUAUAACACAAGGUAGAUGAAUAUAGUGUAUAUCUGUAUAAACUUUUAAAUCUAUUGACAAAAAUUACCCAUAUUUUGCACGGCUUGUAGAAAUCUGGUGAAAAUAAAUGUAAGCAGCUAUGGAAACUGGA